AGGCAUGGUCAUGGGCGCAUUGAUUGGAGCCGCUCACGGAUCUGCGCGGAUUCCUCAACAUCUCAAAGACGGCUUAAAGGAUUCUGCCAAGAUCGAAAAGGACAUUGAGGCCUUCGUGGCGCAAGUCCGGCCCCCCGCUUCGUGAGCACAGCGAGAGCCGCACGCAAUGCCUGCAGCCAGCAGCAGCGGCUUCGUGUAGCCUGCAUUCUCAGCCGACAAUGCUCCAGACUUUGCUCCGUGAUGGACAUCCCAAGUCCAAGGCUCUGUACCUUGCCCCGCUCAAGGCACUUUGCCAGGAGAAGGCACGAGACUGGAAGCGCCUGUUUGCCACACUUGGUGAAGAAGUUGCGGAACUCACGGGGGAUGACGAGGGGGUGGUGUUUGGACGUUGCGGACAAGGUUCAGCAGCACCUCGCCUGGCAAGAGCCAGAGUGAUCGUUGCAACUCCUGAGAUGUGGGAUGUCUUCAUGCGGCAGGCUGGCCGAUCUGCAAAAGGAUUUGAGUUGGUUGACGAGGUGAAGCUGGUGUGUCUGGACGAGGUGCAUAUGCUGAACAUGCCAAGACGAGGAGCUGUUCUGGAAGCCGUCGUGGCCAGAUUACGAGCGCCCAAACAGAACAGCCCAGGAAAUCAGGCUGUGCGCUUCCUGGCUGUGUCCGCCACGGUGCCAAACAUUGCAGACGUUGGCAGAUGGCUUCAGGUGGAGCCCCGAGAUGUGAAAGUCUUUGGAAUGGAGUUCCGGCCAGUUCCACUGAGCAUCCAUGUGCAGAGCUUCCGAUCUGCCAAGAACGAGUUUAUCUUUCAAGAGUCCCUGAAUCGAGAGCUGGCUUCAGUGAUCCGGCAGUUCUCUGAGGGCAAGGCUACUUUGGUCUUUUGUGCUACAAAGCGGGCUUGUGAGACUGCUGCCAAGCACCUGCAAGGGGAAACGAGUCUCAAGCCAACGGAUGCCCGCAUGCGUGCUUUGCUUGUGGGGAAGGCAUCGUCUCUGUCGGAUCCUUCUUUGCAAAGUCUGCUUCCAGACGGCCUGGCAUUUCACCAUGCAGGCCUCAAUGCAACUGACCGGCACGUUGUGGAGAGUUUGUUUCUGCAAUCAGCAGUGCAGGUCCUUUUCUGCACCCAAACUCUUGCACUGGGGGUGAAUCUUCCUGCUCGCCUAGUUGUUGUGAAGGGCACAACAGCUUACAAAGAGAGCGGCUGGGAAGAGUUUGAUGAGUUGGAGAUGCUCCAAAUCAUGGGCCGUGCUGGUCGCCCCCAAUUUGACAAGCAAGGGACUGCGGUGAUUAUGGCCGAACACGGUCUUGCCAGUCGAUGGCAGCAGAUUCUGAAGGGGCAGCCUCUCGAGAGCCACUUGCCGGCGAGGUUGACAGAGGCACUCCUUUCUGAGGUUGUUGCCAGAACGACUCCAAAUCUUAAUGCCAUGUUUACUUGGCUGCGCAGCACAUUCCUAGCUGUACGCGCGGCCGGAGAUCCGCAGCGCUACGCAGAAUCUUGUCCGCUUUCAAGCGGAAACGGCUUCGUUCAUCCGUUGCUCUCGUUCGAUGGGCCGGAUGAUGUGCAAUUCCUUCAGUCUUUGAGCCAGGUGGAAGUUGACAAAAUGGUUGGCGCCCGGUUGAUCACAUGCGAAGCAGGUUCAUUGCAGCUGCAGGCAACUCCACUGGGCGAGAUUGCCAGCCGCCAUUCGGUGCGCUUUGAGACUUUGUGUUGGUUGCAAAAGCAGCCGGCACCCUCAGACGUGAAGGAGCUGCUGGGGCUCCUUGCACAAGCAUCGGACUUCGAAGAGUUUCGGCCUCGGCAGGGUGAGCGGACCCAGCUCCGGGACCUUGCCAAGAAGGCGGUGCGCUGGUCGAUGACUGGGCCUGUUGACUCAGCUGCCAAGAAGGUGAUUGUGCUAAUCAUGCUAGCACUGGCAGACUCCCCUCGAGCACAGCUGCCUCGGGAGUUGAGAGCGCAACAGAGCCAGGUUCUUCGUCGUGCAGAGCUGCUUUUACGAGUGGCCUGCGAGCUAUUUGAGGGUCGGAAACAAGGAGCAGCGGUUGCCGCUUGCUUGUUGAUGAGAAACUGCAUUCGCAAGCAGGUCUGGGAGACUUCUUCGAUGCCGGUGAGACAACUUUCAAACAUAGGUGAUGUCGGGGCAGCUGCGCUCCACCAACAUGGCUUCGGGACCCUAGAUGGGCUUUUGGCAGGAGACCCUCGAAAGAUCGAACAUGUUCUUGGGCGGCGGCCACCAUUUGGCAACGUCCUGCAGGGCAAAGUUGGGGGUGUACCACGCCUCAACUUCAGGUUGCAGCCCAGCAACGAGCAGAUCUCGAUUUGCCUUGUCUCGAAACAGAUGGAGUUUGCAAGUGGGCAGGGACCACAGCUCGGCACAGGCUUUGUUCAUUGCCUUGCGUAUGGCACGCCCAGUGGCCAGCUUCUCCUGCAUCGACGCUUUCCAACGCACCAUCCAGUAGCGGGCCUUGUCGUGGGCUUGCAAGGUUGCAGAGGCAUAGUGGCGCGCUUGAUCCAUGAGGACCUGGUUGGCUUUGAUGAGCUGCAAGUCAUUGGCGAUGCCCGUCUUGAGUCCCCACUUGCAUCCGCGAGUCCGUUUGUGCAGGCGAACUGCCGCAAGCACACAGAUGAGGGAAAAACUCAUGGCAAGGAUCUUAAGCGCCAGAGGAUGGCUCUGGGCGGGCAUGAAGCCACUUUGGCGUUGGCCAGAGCAAGGCAGUACGAGGCACCGCCUGUCCAGACCAUCCAGACGCUCUCAGCAUCCAUGCCCUCUGAAGUUGGGGCAAGAUCAAGCCAACCGAACUCAGACAGGUGCAGAUCAAGCCUCGGAGAAGCUGUGCCUGGCUUCAUGCCUACCUCAGCUACCUCAUAUCCCGCAAGCUCAUGCAGUGCACCUGGUGGAGUUGGCAGCGUUGGCCCCUCACAUGUUGCAAGGUGUCAUGUACCAUCCUUCCAAUCUGGCUUUGGAUCCGGCAGCUUCUCAUCCGAAGCUUGUCCUGGGCAGUUCGGAGUCACUGAGGGUCAGCACACGACUCGAACUGCAGCAGGACGCUUGCGCCGAAGCAUUGCCGCUGUAGAAGCUGCACACAGCACGGCUCACGGGCCUGAAUUUAAUUUUUUGCGCUUCACUCCUGACGCUGCCCUCGGUGUCUGAAUUGAGGAGGGCGUGAAUUUGAUUAGUAAUGAUUGGUGUCACCAUUGAGGAAUUAACAGGGAACUGCAUGACAAUCAAUGGUUCUUUGGCUCCAAGACACAGCACGUCUACGGCUCGCAAAGGGGCUUGCAACGAGAUUGG
This is a messenger RNA of Effrenium voratum, 3281 nucleotides long. NCBI's taxonomy places the organism in Eukaryota, Dinophyceae, Suessiales, Symbiodiniaceae. The record is from the annotation of a GenBank genome assembly.